UUUCACUUUGUCCGGCUGCUGUUCCGCUGAGCGUCUUUCCUAUCUGUGUAGGUGAGGCUGGUCGGAUGUCUUUGGGUUUUUUUUUUUUAUCUGUAGUUGUGAGCUUGUGACAGAGUCCUUAGAUCGAUCGCUCAGACACCAGGACUGACGAAGAGACUGAGCAGCUUCUUUUCUCAAAAUGUUUCUUCCACACAUGAAGGUGGAAAGGGUGUGAAGUGAGCUCAGCAGGUGUGGCUUCUGCUAUGGAUCAGUGUGAGCACAGAGAGGAGGGAGUCCCUCCCUCUAAAUCCACUCUGUGUGGGGAACAUGACAGCAAGACCAAAGCUCAGAGUUUCUAUCAGAAAACACAAGCCCCUCCUUCAUCCACCGGUGUGUCCUUCAAGAGUAAUCGAUCUAUGAUUCAACCCAUUAUAUUCAAAGAUGAAGACAAACAUGCACAUUAUAGAAUCAAUAAGGAGACACUGUUGUCUACUUCACUGAGCUGUGUGUCAAUGAAGAGUGACCGAUCUAUGAUUCAACCAAUAACCUUUUCUAACAGAGAGCGGUCUGUUGAUACAGGUGUUUUGCAGAGCUCAGAGACUCUCAGUGGUCAGUCUGAUCUGGACUCCAUAUUUACGACGCUGGAGGAGAACAUGUUCAGUUUUUUAAAGAAUGAGCUGAAGAAGAUGAGGAAGGUCGUGCUUUCAGACUAUCCAGAAUGGUUAGAGUGUCAGAGGGAGGAUGAGGAGGUGCUGGAGGCUGAGGAUGAAGAACAGAGGAGGAGCAGUAGAGAGUCAUUUUUGAAGAUCACGCUGCAAUUCCUUAGGAGAAUGAAGCAGGAGAAGCUGGCUGAGUGUCUGCAGAGCAGAACUCGUGCUGCAAAGUGCCAAAAAAACCUGAAGUCUAACCUGAAAAAGAAGUUCAAGUGUGUGUUUGAGGGGAUUGCUAAAGCAGGAAGCUUAACCCUUCUGAAUCAGAUCUACACAGAGCUGUACAUCACAGAGGGAGGGACUGCAGGGGUCAAUGAUGAACAUGAGAUCAGACAGAUUGAAACCGUAUCCAGGAAAUUGAACAGACCAGAAACUGCAAUCAGACAAGAAGAUAUCUUUAAAGUCUCACCUGGAAGAGAUGAACCAAACAGAACAGUGCUGACAAAGGGAGUGGCUGGCAUUGGGAAAACAGUCCUAACACAGAAGUUCACUCUGGACUGGGCUGAAGACAAAGCCAACCAGGACAUCCAGUUCAUGUUUCCAUUCACUUUCAGAGAGCUGAAUGUGCUGAAAGAGAAAAAGUUCAGCUUGGUGGAACUUGUUCAUCACUUCUUUACUGAAACCAAAGAAGCAGGAAUCUGCAGCUUUGAAGACUUCCAGGUUGUGUUCAUCUUUGAUGGUCUGGAUGAGUGUCGACUUCCUCUGGACUUCCGCAAAACUAAAAUCCUGACUGAUGUUACAGAGUCCACCUCAGUGGAUGUGCUGCUGAUAAAUCUCAUCAGGGGAAAACUUGUUCCCUCUGCUCGCCUCUGGAUAACCACAAGACCUGCAGCAGCCAAUCAGCUCCCUCCUUCAUGUGUUGGCAUGGUGACAGAGGUCAGAGGAUUCAGUGACCCGCAGAAGGAGGAGUACUUCAGAAAGAGAUUCAAAGAAAAGGAGCAGGCCAACAGGAUUAUCUCCCACAUCAAGAAAUCACGAAGCCUCCACAUCAUGUGCCACAUCCCAGUCUUUUGCUGGAUCACUGCUACAGUUCUGGAAGAUGUGCUGAAAACCAGAGAGGGGGGACAGCUGCCCAAGACUCUGACUGAGAUGUACAUCCACUUCCUGGUGGUUCAGGCCAAAAUGAAGAAGGUCAAGUAUGAUGGAGGAACUGAGACAGAUCAGCACUGGAGUCCAGAGAGCAUAAAGAUGAUCGAAUCUCUCGGAAAACUGGCUUUUGAUCAGCUGCAGAAAGGAAACCUGAUCUUCUAUGAAUCAGACCUGACAGAUUUUGAAGUAAUUAUCAAGGAUGCCUCAGUGUACUCAGGAGUGUUCACACAGAUCUUUAAAGAGGAGAGAGGACUGUACCAGAACAAGGUGUUCUGCUUUAUCCAUCUGAGUAUUCAGGAAUUUAUGGCUGCCCUUCAUGUCCAUCUGACCUUCAUCAACUCUGAAGUCAACCUGCUGGAGAAACUGCAAAAAACAGAUCAGCAUUCUUUAAAACAUCUCCACCAGAGUGCCGUGGACAAGGCCUUAGAGAGUUCAAAUGGUCAUCUGGACUUGUUCCUCCGCUUCCUCCUUGGGCUUUCACUGCAGUCCAAUCAGAUUCUCCUAAAAGGUCUACUGACACAGACAGGAAGUAGUUCAAAUGCUGAUGUGGAAACAGUCCAGUACAUCAAGAAGAAGAUCAGUGAUAAUCAGUCUGCAGAGAAAAGCAUCAAUCUGUUUCACUGUCUGAAUGAACUGAAUGAUCGUUCUCUAGUGGAGGAGAUCCAACAGUCUCUGACUUCGGGAAGUCUUUCUACAGAUAAACUGUCUCCUGCUCAGUGGUCAGCUCUGGUCUUCAUCUUAUUGUCAUCAAAGGAAGAUCUUGAUUCAUUUGAACUGAAGAAAUACUCUGCUACUGAGGAUGCUCUUCUGAGGCUUCUGCCAGUGGUCAAAGCCUCCAAGAAAGCUCUGCUGAGCUGUUGUAACUUGUCGUGGAGAAGCUGCAAAGCUCUUUCAUCAGUUCUCAGCUCCGAGUCUUCUAGUCUGAGAGAGCUGGACCUGAGUAACAAUGACCUGCAAGAUUCUGGCGUGAAGCUGCUGUCUGGUGGACUAAAAAGUGUACACUGUAAACUUGAAACUCUAAGUCUCUCAGGUUGUCUGAUCACAAAAGAUGGAGGUGAAUCUUUGGUCUUGGCUUUGAGGUCUAACCCCUCCCAUCUGAGAAAUCUUGAUUUGAGCUACAAUCAUCCAGGAGAAUCUCAUGUGGAGGAGCUUUCUAAGGGAGUGAAGAAUACUCAGUGGAGACUUAACAAUCUAAGAGUGGACCAUUGUGGAGAGCAGUGGCUAAAACCUGGACUACUGAAGUAUUCAUGUGAACUCACAGUGGACACCAACACAGUGAACAGAAACCUCAGACUAUCUGACAACAACAGGAAGGUGACACGUGUGAAACAGGACCAGCCAUAUCCUGAUCAUCCAGACAGAUUUGACUGCUGGCCUCAGCUGCUGUGUAGAAAUGGUCUGACUGGUCGCUGUUACUGGGAGUUGGAGUGGGAAGGAGAAGUUUAUAUAGCAGUGAGUUACAGGAGAAUCCAAAGGAAAAAAAAGAGUGAUGAGUGUUGGUUUGGAGGAAAUGAUCAGUCCUGGAGUCUGAGCUGCUCUGAUGGUGGUUACUCUGUGUGGCACAAUAACAGAGAAACAUUCAUCUCCUCCCCCUCCUCCUCAUCCUCGGUCUCUGACAGAGUAGCAGUGUAUGUGGACUGUCCUGCUGGCACUCUGUCCUUCUACAGAGUCUCCUCUGACACUCUGAUCCACCUCCACACCUUCAACAUCACAUUGACUGAAUCUCUGUAUGCUGGGUUUGGAUUUGGGUUCUGGUCAUCUGAAUCUUUACUUUCUCUGUGUUCUUAGUGUACCUUUAAUCUCAUCACUGAGACAGGACACACGCCACUUGUAAGUUUUUUACUGUCCAUGUUUACAAAGGGACAUCUUUUCAUAAAUGUAACCAAGUGGAUUUAGAGCCUAAAGCUGACCAGCGAGUGAAGUAAAAGUGGUGAAAAGUGAAACAUGUUAGAAAGAGAAGAUGGCCUUAACAGGGUGUGAACUAGUGAACUUGUAAAGUAAAAACAUGAUGCAUUUAAGGUUAUCCUGUUUGGUUUUUACUUAAGAAGAGAAUUUGUUCCACUGUGCGAUGGCCGAGUCUCUUUGUUUGCUUGGAGAUAAUUUCUCCUGCUUAGAGAAAAUCCUCUCACACGAAACAGAAGAGGUUGCAUUGCACAGAAACUGCAAUGCAAGUUGGUAGAGAUGCAGGUAUACGAUCUUCCUGGGUCCCACAAACUAUCACCGAAAAAGAGUAAACAAAGUAAAUUGCUGCACAUUUUGUAGAAUAACAUUUUAAGAUUAUUUUAACAAUGAAAUUCUUUAAUGAUAUGUAUAUUAUGAAAAGCAGAUGUUUUGUUAAGACAUUUUAAGUUUUUCAAAUUUCAGAUAAAAUAAAUACACCCAAAACAAAGGCAAGCAACAAGAACAGAAAGCUGGCAAACCCACCUGAU
Messenger RNA from Pelmatolapia mariae (spotted tilapia), 4207 nucleotides. Its product is annotated as NLR family CARD domain-containing protein 3-like. Gene Ontology annotation, biological process: intracellular signal transduction. The transcript is spliced from 12 exons. Gene Ontology annotation, molecular function: protein binding. The record is from RefSeq and is a predicted model, not a curated record. Lineage: Eukaryota; Metazoa; Chordata; Actinopteri; Cichliformes; Cichlidae. The coding region runs from base 243 to 3566 and encodes 1107 amino acids.